AAGUAACUAGAGGCACAUGAAGUUACUGCAUUGGCAUGAAAAUUUAAAAUAUUACUGCAUUGCGAUAAUUGACCUAGCCCACGGCUCAGGCCCACAUCACUGAUCCAGACUUCGGUCCAUAAUAAUUUGGUUUCCUCAGUUCCUCUACAUUGCAGUUCUCACUGCAAUUACCACCAUCACUCAAUCUGAAAAAUGGAGGGAAUUGGGACGGCAGCUCAAUCAGUCAGAGGGAGACCCAUCGAACAGCCACCGUCACCGCAUCCCAUGUGGGUGGAGACCAUUCAAACAACGCUGAGCCACCAUCGCAGCAAAUUAACCACAUUUGAGGUUAGCAUUCCCGUUCUGUAUUUGCACAGUUUUAUAUCUAUUUAUUUAAUUUUAUAUUGGGAAUUUAAAAGUUCCGAAAUUUUGGCACAAAGUAUUUGUUCAUGAAGUGUUGACGAAAAAAUCAAAAAACUAAGGAGGAUUAUAUUUGGAUUCCACUAAGAAAAAGGAGAUAAUUUUUGUAGUGAACAAUCUGGAAGUAAAUCUCAGAUUCUCAACCUCACAAGUAUCGACAACCACACCAUUGUUUGCCUUGUCUUCCAAGGUUCCAAUAACAAGAUAGAAAACUAGCUAGAAUCCUCAACUUUCAAGGACUCCCUAUACCCUAGCUCUUACGAGAAGAGUCUAGACCGAGUGGGUCUCCAUAUCCAAAUAGGAGUUUAGGACUGAUUAUAUUGGGAAGUUAAUCUGGAACGUUUCAACAUGGUAAGUGAAUUAUUCUAAUAGGAAGACCAGGAAAGGAACAAGCAUACCUUAGUUGAGUUUGCCUUCUCUUCCAAGGUUUCCAUGACGAGCUAGAAAUUACAAUUCUCAAGUUAAAUACUUGGAUCCAGGCAUCACAAUACUCACAAUCUUCUCUGAGUUGGAGACAAACAGUAGUCAACACCAAUGGCAUCACAAUGGUAUAGGGGCAGAGUCAAGGCUGUUCCUUCAGGUGAUUCCCUUGUCAUCCAGGCCCUUCAGUCAAACAAGACCAGAAUCCCACCGGAAAAAAGUCAAAACACUAUUACUUUAUUAUCAGUUCGUGCUCCCAAACUGGCCGGUGAAGAUCGCAGUACUGAUGAGCCUUUUGCAUGGGACAGCAGAGAGUAUCUGAGGAAGCUCUGCAUCGGAAAGGAGGUGGUUUUCAGCAUUGAGCAGGGCGUCGGCUCUGUUUUCCUUGACAACAAUAAUGUUGCAGCCCUUGUUGUUCAAAAAGGGUGGGCAGCUGUCACGUCACCGAGCACAACUCCUUACAAUUGUGAGCUGCAGUUUCACAUGGAUCAAGCCUUUAAUAAAGGUCUUGGUCGCUGGAGCACGGUUCCAGGUGCCGCGGAGGCAUCCAUUAGGACUCUACCUCCCCAACUCAACUUAGAGACCAUGAAGACUCUGUUGGCUGCAAACAAGGGCAAGCGCAUAGAAGCUAUUGUCGAGGAGGUUGUUGAUGGCAGUAUUGUUCUGGCUCACUUGCUUCCGGAGUUUCAGUUUGUCCCAGUCAUUGUUGCAGGAACUCAGGCGCCCUACAUUGGACCUGAUGCUUAUCCUUUGAUUCCUUUCGCACUAGAAGCUAAGUUUUUCACGGAGUCUCGUGUGUUGAAUAGAGAUGUGCAUAUUGUUCUGGAAGGUGUUGAUGAGUUCAGCAAGUUCAGCCGUCUGAUUGGGUCUCUGUAUUACCCGGAUGGAGACUCCGAAAAGGACUUAGGGCUGGAGCUUGUGGAGAAUGGUUAUGCUAAAUAUGUACCAUGGAGUGCGAAAGUGAUGGGUGAAGAUGCAAGGCAGCGGCUCAAGACUGCAGAGUUUGAAGCUAAGAAAAACAAGCUGAGGAUUUGGACACACUUUGUACCCCCAGCUACAAAUUCCAAGCCAAUUCAUGACCAGAAUUUCACGGGAACAGUUGUGGAGGUUGUAAGUGGGGAAUGUGUCAUUGUGGCUAAUGAUUCUGGAGAGCGGAGAGUCAAUCUUUCGAGUAUUUGGUGUCUGAAGAUGGGAAAUCCUCGUAGAGGUGAUAAGCCAGCUGCAUAUGCACGUGAAGCCAAGGAGUUGCUGAGGACACGCCUUAUUGGACGCCAAGUGAAUGUUCAAAUGGAGUAUUCAAGGAAGGUAGGCCAAGCAGAUGCAGAUUCUUCCAGAGUAAUAGAUUUUGGAUCAGUCUUUAUUAAGGCUGAGGGGGAAGAUAAAAGCAACCAGGCUGAGGAAAACGUUGCUGAGCUUGUGGUUGCAUGUGGCUUCGGCAAUGUUAUCAAACACCGAGAUUUUGAGGAGAGAUCAAGAUACUAUGAUGCCCUUCUUGCUGCUGAAUCAGGCGCUAUUGCUGGAAAGAAAGGACUACAUUCUUCCAAGGAGGCCCCCGUUGUGCACAUGACAGACUUGACAAUGAUAACGGCCAAGAAAGCAAGAGACGUCUUGCCAUCCUUGCAGCGAAGUAGGAGAGUUUCUGUAGUUGUGGAAUAUGUCCUCAGCGGUCAUCGUUUUAAACUAUACAUUCCCAAGGAGACAUGCAGCAUUUCCUUCUCUCUCUCCGGUGUGAGAUGUCCCGGUCGCGAUGAGCCCUAUUCGGAUGAAGCAAUUGCAGUAAUGAGGCGAAGAUUAAUGCAGAGAGAUGUUGAGAUUGAAGUGGAGACUGUUGAUAGAAACGGAACUUUCUUGGGAACUCUAUGGGAGUCAGGGACCAAUGCGUCAAUUGCCCUCGUUGAAGCUGGCCUUGCCAAAUAUAUUCCCUUUGGUGGCAGUGACAAGAUCCAAGAUGGCCACCUUCUUGAACGAGCUAUGAAAAAUGCAAAAACGAAGAAGCUGAAAAUUUGGGAAAAUUUUGAAGGAAAACCCAACAAACAGAAAGAACUAAAGGUAGUGAUUACAGAAGUUUUGGACAGAGGUAAAUUUUAUGUGCAGACAGUUGGGGACGAGAAGAGUGCCUCUAUUCAGCAACAGCUUACUUCUUUGAACCUUGAAGAAGCUCCUUCUGGAAGUGACGCUUUUAAUCCUAGGGAGGGUGACAUUGUCCUUGCUCAGUUUAGUGCAGAUAAUUCUUGGAACCGAGCUAGGAUUGUCAAUGCGCGAAAAGACAAGUUUGAAGUGUUCUACAUUGACUAUGGUAAUCAAGAGGUUGUCCCUUACAGUCAGUUACGGCCUCUUAACUCUUCUGCUGCCUCUGCACCUGGUCUUGCUCAGCUAUGCAGCCUUGCACAUGUUACUGUCCCGAGCUUGGAGGAGGAGUUUGGUCAAGAAGCAGGAGAGUAUUUGAGUGAGUGCACAUUGGACAAAGAGUUCACGGCCGUGAUUGAGGGAAGGGAUAUUUCCGGAGGAAAAUUUGCUAAAGGCCAGGGAACCGGACCAGCUCUUAUGGUAACUCUGUUCGCGGUAGAUAAUGCUGACAGUAUAAAUGCUGCCAUGCUUCAGAAUGGACUUGCUAGUCUAGAUAACCAGAAGAGGUCUUGGAAGUCUCGUACCUUGAGAGAGUUCCAGGAAAAAGCACAAACCUUCCGCCAGGGGAUGUGGCAUGAUUAUUACGAGUCUGAUCAUCAUGAGAACAGAGCUCCUCCUGCAAGAAAGGCUGCUGGCAAGUGAUGAAUAUGCAUGUUAUACUAGUGAUGGAAACUAAUUUCCGUCACAACUACUAUAUAUCACUCUUAUAUCAAAUUUUGAUUCAAAUAAAGAUGGAUUGAUUUUCUUAACUGUUUUCUCAACUACUAUCUUUGAGUUUCUGUUACAAAAUACAUUGUAUCUAUAAUGGCAAAAUAUGAGGAUUUUCUGCUGAACAUAUUUCCUUGAAUAAUAAUACAAUUUGACGACGUAACCAGUGCAUAUUCAUAUAGAAUCCAUCUAAUGAGUUCAAUUUCUUCCUUCUGAUUUCAGUUUUUCUUCCUUCAAUCUAAUGAGCUGCAUAUCCAGUCUAACCAAACAGACCUUUUCAGAUUGAAUGUGUGUCCUUCUCUCAAAGUCUCAAUCCAGUAUAAUAUGGUGCAUCUAGAUUCAGUCUGCAAUCUGCACCAUCAUGAGCUUUGAAACCAAGGAUCUACUAUCCACGCCAAUAUGAACAAGCAAUAAACUAAGCACAUUAUCAUCAUGUUAUAUUUGCAUCCCUAAUACAUAUUUAACAAUUACCAAGCACAGUCAUGUUUGGUACACGAGUGGCAGAAGUGUUUUUAUUUAACCCCAGCUACCAUUUCUAGAGAAGAUUGAACUCUCUAAAUGUGCUCUUUUAAAGUUUUCAUGCUUUCCAUGAUCUAAUAGAGUAUGUUUAUAUAGUAGCCACAUAUUCUUGAGACCUCCACCAGUUGUACUAACUCUGUUUUUGAUCUGCACAUAUAUCACUUCUUUAUCACACUUUACAGCAUUAAUUUGCUAUUUAUAUGUGGAUUUAAUAGUUGUUUGAAGGUUCAAGUGAGGGACCACAACCACAUUUCUGCUUCUGCAGGGUUAAUGAGUCACUGAACUGAACUUAUACUAUUUCCAAGCUAGCAGUGGUCCUUCACCUCCAUUUAGCAAGAAAUCUAUCUGUAAUCACAAUGUAUUUUGCUGCACUAUUAUAAGCCAGAAAGUAGAAGAAUAAAUAGAAGUGGAUUUUGGCUUUUAGAGUGAUCUAGAGGAGUAUUAGAGUAGCAUUAUGCCUGUUGAAAAAGGAAAAAGGAAAUAAACAUGUAGCUAGUUCAAGCCGACAACAUGAUGAUCAUGUCAAAUACUAUGCUUUUUUUUUUUUUCCUCGAAGAAGUGUUUACAUAGAUUGCUUGGAUACUAUUUGCUAGAUAUUGAGGAUCUACUGUCUUGUUUGUUUGUACAACUCAGGUUUACACAAGGAAAAAAUGAAGAAUGAAGAAGGUAAGAGACUUGUGAGGACCACUUGCUUUUCAAUGUGGGAAGCAUGAAGCUAGUUUAGCAUGGGAGAACGGAAAAAUGUAUACUACUUCCAUAAAUCAGCAGUUUAUAAUAUAGUUGGAAACGUCCUCAUUCCUGCUCAUUGCUUCUUAUAUGUCCUUCACUACUCUAGGCCAGAUAUGUACUCAC
Messenger RNA from Rosa rugosa (rugosa rose), 5025 nucleotides. Its product is annotated as ribonuclease TUDOR 1-like. Gene Ontology annotation, biological process: mRNA catabolic process; regulatory ncRNA-mediated gene silencing. The coding region runs from base 934 to 3588 and encodes 884 amino acids. Gene Ontology annotation, cellular component: cytosol; nucleus; RISC complex. The transcript has a single exon. The record is from RefSeq and is a predicted model, not a curated record. Gene Ontology annotation, molecular function: RNA binding; nuclease activity. NCBI's taxonomy places the organism in Eukaryota, Viridiplantae, Streptophyta, Magnoliopsida, Rosales, Rosaceae.